ACCUCUCCUCUCCCGCCGCUCGCCGCCCGCUGCCCGAGCGUCAGGCGCUCACCCCCGCUCGCUGCCCGUCCGCCCGCUACCAGCCAAAUCAAAGGGCCUGCGCGAUGGAGGUUGGCAAAGAUUGGGACGAUUCGGCCAUGGAGGUGGAGGUCGAGGCGGAGGCGGCCUCCGGUUCCCCUGUCCCGGGCGGCUCGGCGAGGCGGCUGGGCCUCAGGAACAGCAUCCAGACCAACUUCGGCGACGACUACGUCUUCCAGAUAGCUUCUUGCCAGGAGAUCUCAACGCUCGCGGUUUCUCUGUCGACAAACGCGCUCAAGCUCUAUUCCCCAGCAACUGGACAGUAUCUGGGGGAAUGCACAGGCCAUACAGGGAGUAUCCAUGAGAUUGCCUUUUCAGCUCCGUCUUCGCCGCAAGUGCUAUGCUCUUGCUCUGCUGAUGCCACCAUCAGAGCCUGGGACACAAGAAGCUUUAAGCAGAUAUCUUUGCUAAAUGGUGGCCCCUCGCACGAAAUGUUUAGCUUCUCCUUUGGUGGAACAAGUGGUAACCUACUUGCUGCUGGUUCGAAUUCCAAGGUUCUGUUGUGGGACUGGAGAAGUUCAAAACAGGUAGCCUGCUUAGAGGAAUCCCACAUGGACGAUGUAACUCAGGUUCGAUUUGCGCCAAAUCAACAGAGUAAACUCAUUUCUGCGUCAGUCGAUGGGUUAAUGUGCGUCUUCGACACUGAUGGUGAUAUCAAUGAGGACGACCAUUUGCUAACCGUUAUGAAUGUGGAGACUUCUGUUUCUAAGGUGGGUUUCUAUGGAAAUACGUAUCAGAAGCUUUGGUGUUUGACUCAUAUUGAAACACUAAGUACUUGGGACUGGAAUGAUGGGACCAGAGAAUUGAAUAUAGAGAAUGCUCGUUCCCUGGCUAGUGAUAAGUGGAACCUUGACCAUCUGGACUACUUUGUGGACUGCCACUACUCUCUGCCUGAUGACCGGUUAUGGGUGAUUGGCGGCACAAGUGAGGGGACACUAGGUUACUUCCCUGUCAACAAUAAUGAUCCCGCAGGAGCGAUGGGUACAGCGGAGGCUGUCCUGGAAGGAGGCCACACAGGAGUUAUCAGGACCAUAUGCCCAGCUGUAAGCAGUCUUGAGAGCCUUGGCCAAAACAGGGGUAUCUUUGGGUGGACAGGAGGCGAGGAUGGCCGUCUAUGUUGCUGGCGUUCUGAUGACGUAGCUGCGACAAAGAAGUCGUGGGUCUCCAGUAGCCUUGUAUCGCGUGUAGAGAAGAAAAACAGAAGCCGACAUCAACCCUACUGACCGUCCUGCUAAGAUGGAUGUCCGGCCUCUGCUAACCCAUCCAUAUGAAAUUUCCUUGUCAACUAACCAUUGCUAAGUUUGUGUUGAGAAGGCCGGCGCUAAUGACGUUUGGUCCCUGAAUUUUCUUGCCCAUUAACCACUGCUUGUCUUUUUUGGCAUCUCACUGUUGAUCCUAUUAUUGCGGUUUCGCGUAAGGACCCCUUGUGGCUUAUAAUUCUGUAUACUGGAUUGGAUAAUGUGGUGUCGGUGCUUGGGACGUUCCUGAUAUCUUUGGGACGGUGUUUUGUGUUAAA
Hordeum vulgare subsp. vulgare (domesticated barley) is the source of this 1594-nucleotide messenger RNA. RefSeq names its product WD repeat-containing protein GTS1. The transcript has 9 exons. NCBI's taxonomy places the organism in Eukaryota, Viridiplantae, Streptophyta, Magnoliopsida, Poales, Poaceae. Bases 105 to 1301 code for a protein of 398 amino acids. Gene Ontology annotation, molecular function: protein binding. The record is from RefSeq and is a predicted model, not a curated record.